This is a messenger RNA of Colletotrichum fioriniae, 3132 nucleotides long. RefSeq names its product RNA-binding ribosome biosynthesis protein mak21 (gene MAK21). NCBI's taxonomy places the organism in Eukaryota, Fungi, Ascomycota, Sordariomycetes, Glomerellales, Glomerellaceae. The record is from RefSeq and is a predicted model, not a curated record. Gene Ontology annotation, cellular component: nucleus.
AUGGGGAAGCCAAAGAGGCAAUCUGCCGGCAAGGCUCGGGAGCCAGAGUCCUUGAAUCCGCAGUCAUUUUCGAAUUUCACAGCCAAGAUCGAGGGAAAACUAGGCAAAUCCGUCAAAGACAACUCAACCGACAACAAGAAGCGCAAACAUAACUCGGACGAGCCAUUGGAGAGCUCGCACCAACGGAAAAGACACGCCCAUCGUCGCGACAAAUCCACGAGCGGGCGCGACGGCAUUAAGACUGAGGUGAAGGGCAAGAAAGGCGCGCCCCUCAACCGCGAGGAUCUUCUAGAGGAGAUCAGGGCCUUGGGAGGAGACGAAGAGGACCUGAAGCUCAUUGGAGACAUCGAUUCGGACGACGAGGAUGCCACCGGGGAAGCCAACUCCAGCGCUACUGUUGAUGGAAAGCUUCAGAAUGAGCUUGCUGCUUUCGCAGCCCAGCUCGGCCUCCAACAACAUCAUGAAGCAGCAACAGCUCAGGAUGUAGAAGAACACCCGGAGGAGGAGGAGACAGAGGAGGAAGAAGCGAGCGAGGUAGACGAAGUUGCUGAAGGCUAUGCCCAGUCCGCUCAGGAAGACACAGAGACCGAGGUCCAUGCACCGCAACAAUCUCCCCGUAAGGAUGUCAAAGAUACGGUCAAGAAGCAGUUCGUGAGCAGCCACCUGACCCAAGUUAUUCUCAAAUUCAUGCAUAUACUGACCUAUGCCCGCCAGAAAUUCGAACCUCGCGCUGAUUGGCACGGGGCGGAACUAGGCCAGCUCUCAGACCCUACAUCUCCCGAAGUGAAUGGUUUCCUUGGCGCCAUCAAUGCUCUCAAAGCUCAUGCAGUCACUCUUCUGGAGGCAGACGCGGCAGCGUACAAUAAGAGCGUUUUGGCAUCAUCUUCUCGAAAGUUCCUCUCCACCAUCAUGUCUUCCGGAACGCUCUCGGACAAAGUCUCUGCUCUCACCUUGGCAAUUCAAGAGUCACCGCUUCACAAUGUCAAGGCUUUUGAGUCACUCCUAGGCCUUGCGUCCAAAAGGAGUCGUGCUCAGGCUAUUGGUGCUCUUGGUGCUCUGGUUGAUCUCCUUGGUCCAGGUCUAGUUCUACCCCCUAAUAGGAGACUGCGCGCCUUUCAAACUCAACCUGGUCUCAUUGGAGCUCUGCAGCGAUCCUCUGUCAAGAAUUGGAACUCCAGCCAAGCCUUACCGGGUCGCUUAACGGAUGCACACCUCAUCCAGUGGGCUUACGAGGACUGGCUCAAGACAUCGUACUUCAAGAUCAUUCAGCUCCUCGAGGUCUGGUGCAAUGAUGAGAUUGAAUACUCUCGCACCCGUUCCAUCGACUUUGUCUAUGGCCUGCUUAAGGACAAGCCCGAACAAGAGACCAAUUUGCUUAGGCUGUUGGUUAACAAGAUGGGCGACAAGGACCGGAAGAUUGCAUCGAGAGUUUCGUACCUUCUUCUCCAGCUUCAGAACACCCACCCCGGAAUGAAGCAAGUUGUCAUUAAGGGCAUAGAGCAGGAAGUUUUACUCCGACCAGGCCAAACCUUCAGGGCCAAGUACCACGCCACGAACACUUUGAAUCAGACAAUACUGAGCAACCGCGAAGGUGGCACGGCAGAGGCACUACUCCGCAUUUAUUUUGAAAUCUUUGUUACUCUUCUCAACAGUUCCGCACUUGGCAAAGCACCUGCCGAAAGCCAACAGGAUCGUUCUUCCAAGGAGACUGGCGUCACAACGGAGACAGCUGAUAAGCUGGUCACCGCAGUAUUGACAGGUAUCAACCGCGCUGUGCCGUUCGUGGCCGAGCAAGACCCCAUCCUCGAAUCCCAAAUGGACACUCUUUUCCGAAUUGCGCACUCGACGAACUUCAACACGAGCAUUCAGGCGCUGAUUCUCAUCCAGCAAAUAUCCGUGUCAAGGCACCUGGCUUCCGACAGGUUCUACAGAACGUUGUACGAAUCCCUAUUGGAUCCGCGACUUGCCAACUCCUCUAAACAAGCUCUGUAUCUGAACCUGAUCCUCAAGUCUCUCAAGGCCGAUGUUGACACGAGGCGGAUCAAGGCCUUUGCGAAGAGAAUGUUGCAGAUUCUCAACUUACAUCAACCUGCUUUCGUCUGUGGCUUGAUAUAUGUGGUGUUCCAAUUGAGGACUCAGUUUCCCGACCUUAGAGCACUCCUUGAAGAACCAGAGGACAACGACACAGAAGAGGCGACUGGUCAGCCCUUGGCGCAGGAACAGCAUACAUCUGUUUCUAGAGGAAGUGUGUACGAUGGCCGCAAAAGAAACCCAGAGCAUAGCAAUGCUCAGAACAGCUGUCUCUGGGAAAUAAUACCUCCCCUCACUCACUUCCACCCGUCCGUGUCUCUACUGGCCGCAAGUCUAUUCUCAAAUGAGAAGCAGAUGGCCAAGCCCGACCUGGAGAGCCAUAGCUUGAUCAGAUUCCUCGAUAAAUUUGUGUACCGUAGCCCGAAGGCGGCAGAGACUGCUAGGGGAGCAUCAAUCAUGCAGCCGGUCCGCAAUCCUGAUUCCGGCAGCAUCUGGCUCGCGAAGAGAACUGGCUCAGGUGCAGCUGCGCCAAUCAACACGCCCAAGUUCUGGAACAAGAAGGUAGAUCAGGUCGCAGCGGAGGAUAUCUUCUUCCACGAAUACUUCAAGCAAGCGGGCAAAAAGGUCGAGGGUGGUAAGAAGAUCACUGAACAGUCGUCAUCUGGACCAGAUGAGGUUGCCGAGGACGACGCCGAGCAAGAGGAUGAAAUCUGGAAGGCCCUGACUGCCUCGCAUCCCGACGGCCCAAUCGAGAGUGACGACGACGACCUUGACAUGGAAGGAUUCGACGACAGCGAUGAAGAGUCUGAUGGCGGCGUCAUCUUCUCUGACGGCUCCGAUGCCGAACUCUUGGAUGUUGACGAAGAUGACGAAGACGACGAAGAUGCUGGCGAGCUCUGUGGCGAGGAAGGAGACGACGACGAGGCGAUGGAGGAUGAGGAGAGCCCUGAGCUAUCUGCAGUACCUGGAGAGGCCGAGGAAGCUAGCGAGAAGAGCAAGAGCGCUGCCCGAUCAUCCAGGAGGAAACUCAAGGACUUGCCUAUGUUUGCGUCGGCAGAUGAUUAUGCCGAGCUCUUGGCGGCAGAGGAGGAGGACAUGUAA